AUCAGUUCCAUGCUUUACCAAAAAAGACGAUCAGCCAUAAUUUUGAAUUGACAAAAUUACGGCCUCAAAAUAAGUAAGAGAAACCUUAGCUUAUGGGUUGGUUAUUAUCAGUUUUUCCAAUAGCUGGUAAAAAAUUGACGACGAUUUCAAUUCAUUGCAAUUGAACAACGAUCGCUGAUUGGUUUGCCUUACAAUCGAAAGCCAAUCAUUAUCCAAUCACUCAUCAGCGGUGGAAAAAAAAAGUUCCAAAAAGCUUUUGAGCGCCCGCUAUAUAUAACGAAAACACACAAUUUCCCCAGCUGUAUUUUUAUUUAGCUUCUUUCUCUUCUCUUUAUAACUCGGCACGAGUUUUUAUGCGAUAACUUCCACACUUAUGGAUGAAAAAGAUAUACAUCCUGGAAAGCCUUCCGAGGCAAAGUCGAUCGAAUCUUUAGAAUAUAAUCUAAACGAGGAUACCCAUUCCAUCAAAUUUAGUCACGGUGUUGAACGAGAAGCCCAAGGAUCCAGUUUCCUUGCCUACUUUAAUAUUGUCUGCGUUGUCGCUGGUACAGGCGCACUUGGUCUUCCUUAUGCGUUAAAACAGGGAGGCUGGAUUGGCUUACUCAUUUUGGGUCUCUCUUGGUUGUUUUCCUCCUAUUCUGGUGUAAUUCUCGUCCGUUGUUUGUAUUAUAAUGGUCGCACUCGUCUGUCUUCGUACCAAGAAGUUGCUGAAGCAGCUUUUGGUGCUAUUGGUGGCUGGCUCGCCUUUUUCUUUACAGCAAUAUCACUCAUUGGUGUUCCUGCUCUCUACGUCAUGCUGGCUGGCCAGAAUAUCAGCUCCAUGUGUCAAGGUACUGCAGCUGAAUUGACACCUCCUAUUUGGGUGAUUAUCUGCGCAGCGAUCGUCGCGAUACCCUUUGUGCUUUUCAAGUCUAUGAAAGAAGUUGGUUUUCUCAGCGCUUUCGGUAUGCUGGCCACAGUGAUUGUCGUCUUUAUCGUAUUGGUGGAAUCCGUCAAAGAUAUCCCCAAUCAAACGAACAUUAUUCAUGAUCCUGUCAUUUGGGACCAAUUUCCAAUCGCUCUUAGCUCUAUCGCCUUCAGUUUCGGCGGUAACCCAGUAUACGCCAACGUCGAAGCCGGUAUGCGACGACCGCAAGAUUGGGCCAAAGCAGUGACGGGUGGUUUGUCGACAUGUGCCGCUCUUUAUUUUUUGACGGCCGUUCCUGGUUAUUACGUUUAUGGACAAUCCGUUCAGUCGCCCGUAUACAACAGUAUCCCUACAGGACCCGCGAAAAUCGCAUGUGCAGCAAUUAUCACCGCUCACGUUAUUCUUGCCAUGCCGAUUUUACUGACAUCGUUCGCGCUCGAUUUGGAGAAGCUUUGUCGGAUAUCAACGUUCAAUCAUUCAAAAAUUGUGGAAGCCUUAUUACGUUUUGCUCUUCGUACGACUCUGAUCGUCGUUGUUGUCGUUAUCGCUAUUUUCGUUCCGUUUUUCGGUGAUUUCAUGUCCCUCCUUGGUGCUUUCUCCAAUUGUGCGCUUAUUUUUAUAUUCCCUGUUUUGUUUUAUUACAAGCUUACCGGGCUCCGCAACAAGUCUUGGUAUGAACUUAUCCUUGGCUUCUUCGUGGUGUUAUUAGGUGUUGUCGGUUUGAUUUUUGGUACCAUUUCAUCCGUGAAAGCUCUUAAUGCCGAUAUCAACGGUCAUUAGGCCGUUUUGAUUCCCCAUUAUUACGCUCCCUAUCAUUACUAUUAAAUUUCAUGCAUUUACUCAAUUCAUUAUUCUCUUUUCUGCCUUUCUAUUUAAGAAAUACAAAUUCGUGCCAUUUUUAUGUCAUUCUAUUAUUGCCAAUUUUUGAACAAAUAUGACUUGUGUAAAUGUCAAAGACCUUGUAAA
Radiomyces spectabilis is the source of this 1873-nucleotide messenger RNA. RefSeq names its product transmembrane amino acid transporter protein-domain-containing protein. Gene Ontology annotation, molecular function: amino acid transmembrane transporter activity. Gene Ontology annotation, biological process: amino acid transmembrane transport. NCBI's taxonomy places the organism in Eukaryota, Fungi, Mucoromycota, Mucoromycetes, Mucorales, Radiomycetaceae. The transcript is spliced from 6 exons. Bases 374 to 1687 code for a protein of 437 amino acids. Gene Ontology annotation, cellular component: vacuolar membrane. The record is from RefSeq and is a predicted model, not a curated record.